Molecule: messenger RNA, 735 nt
Organism: Apaloderma vittatum (bar-tailed trogon)
Lineage: Eukaryota; Metazoa; Chordata; Aves; Trogoniformes; Trogonidae
Product: PGC-1 and ERR-induced regulator in muscle protein 1-like
Exons: 3
Coding region: 1-735 (244 amino acids)
Biological process (GO): regulation of DNA-templated transcription; response to muscle activity
Cellular component (GO): cytoplasm; nucleus
Source: RefSeq, a predicted model, not a curated record
AUGUACGACUAUUUGUUCUGUGACUCCCAAGAGGAAGAAGAAGGAAUGGGGAACUCAGUGGAGAGGGAGAAAACACCCUUAGAAAGGGAAAUAUCCUGGCCUGAACUGUAUGAGUAUUUUUUCAAUGAACCAGAAGGAAACAGGAAAAAAGUCAAGAGUAAAGAGAGGAAGCGAAAGAAGUUCAGCAGCAUGGACCACACUCAGCUGCAAAGUGAGGAUCCUGACUCGGCUCCAGUCAAAGGCUCCCUGGUUGUCUCGGUCCCUGAGGUGUAUGAACACUUCUUUUUAGACCGGCCUAGGAAUAGGGCAGGCUGGAGAGGGAUUUUCUCAAUAGCUCCAGCCUCCGAGGUGAAGAAAGCUGUGGGGGCUUUGAAGUCCCUCCUGCAAAGGCCAAUGCAUCUUGUCAGAGGCCAAGCCCCGGCCCCCCAGCCUCUCCUGCAGAGAGGAUCUGGAGAGAAGCUCUCCCUCAUCCCGCUGCCUCCCCUGGGAAGAGGCCAGACGCAGCCAGAAGGUCUGGACAUGGCCCUUGCGCUGCCAGGGGGGCCCGAGGCUCCGCUGACACUGACCCACAAAGACAUGUGCCUCGUCUUCUGUGCCUUUGCGUCCUGGGCGGUGAAGACGUCCGACCUGCAGGCUCCAGAUGCCUGGAAGACCAUGUUCCUGGCAAGUUUUGGCACACUUUCUGCCAUCCGCUACUUCCGAAGGCAGGUCAGAGAAGGAUACCCCCGGACCUAG